Messenger RNA from Dracunculus medinensis (Guinea worm), 1800 nucleotides. The record is from the annotation of a GenBank genome assembly. NCBI's taxonomy places the organism in Eukaryota, Metazoa, Nematoda, Chromadorea, Rhabditida, Dracunculidae.
AUGCGGAACUAUUCUGAGUCGACAGCAUUGGAAUUACACGAUUCAUGUUACUCGAGUUGUUCAGAGGAAUCACAUAAUUCACUAUCUCGUAAACCUUCAGAUACUCUAAACUAUAAUUUUGCGAAGUUUACGGUCGCUGACGACCAUUUAGUGGAAUUUGCCACUAAGCUCGGAUAUACAGAAAAUCAGUUAAAAAUCGUACUCAAAAAGUUGGGAGCAAAUGCGGGGCAGGAUCAAAUUCUCAGUGAGCUAAUCAAAUUGGGACGAAUGCCGAACAAUUCAAACUUGAAAUUCACGAAUAUUUGUGUUGGUGAUACCAAACCAUCACUUCGCAGUAUCGUUAUCGAUGGAUCAAAUAUCGCAAUGACCCAUGGUCGGAAAGAAAUAUUUUCUUGUGGUGGAAUUCGCGAGUGUGUUCGAUUUUUUCGCGAUCGAGGUCAUAAGGACAUUCUCGUGUUUGUACCACAGUUUAGACGCGAAGCUGCUCGAUCAGAUUGUCCCAUCUCUGAUCAACACAUAUUGUUUGAACUCGAGCAACAAAAUAUCUUGACUUGGACUCCAUCAAGACGAAUUGGCGGUCGCCAUAUAGUAUGUCAUGAUGAUCGAUAUAUACUAAAAACAGCCGAGGAAAAAGACGCAGUCAUCGUUAGUAAUGAUGAAUAUAGGGAUCUAAUUAAAGAGAAUCCACAGUAUCGUAAGCUUGUCGAACAACGCCUGUUAAUGUAUUCUUUUGUGGAUGGACGAUUUGUGCCACCAGACGACCCACUUGGCCGUCAUGGACCGAAAUUGGCUCAGUUUUUAUCGAGUGGAAAUCACGGUUCUUUUGCUCAAUUAUGUCCUUACGCUCGUAAAUGCACUUACGGUAAUAAAUGCAAAUAUUAUCAUCCAGAAAGACCAUUUGGCCAUAUAAGCGUCACCGAUCGACUGAUCCAAGAGAAGCAACAACGCAAACAAUGCCUAUCAGCUCUAAAAGAUAAAAAAAGAGCACCCAUUGUUUUGGCUACAAAACAAUCAGCUGGAAAUGCUAAUGCAAACUCUACGCAAGAUCAGUCAAUGUGUAAACUAAUCUUAGGAACAGUUUUAGCAAAUUUCUUUAUGAUAAGGUUGAUGAAAGGAAAUUCAUCAACUUCUCAUCCAUACCAAGAAAAUAAUCAUUUUAAUGUCACUCGAACACAAAGUCUUAAUAUUCCUAACGACUGCGAAAUUGUCCAAAAUGAUUUCACUAUGUGUCAUAAUAAUUCCCAGAAUUUGUUUGAUACUGCUACAAAACAAUCAGCUGGAAAUGCUAAUGCAAACUCUACGCAAGAUCAGUCAAUGUGUAAACUAACUUCUCAGAUACCCAUCGUUCACGAGAGUCUAAGUCGAAAUCUAUCAGCACCGAAUCAUCAUUCUCCUCAUUUUGGUUCCACUUUCAUCUUUCCUGAAUUUAAUCGCAGCACCUCCUAUUCCAAUAUGCAUGACCCUUACGAUCAAUCACAACUAUUAUCUAUAGUUCGCUACACUGAUGUUCAAAAUAUGACGAGAAAUGGCCAAUUUAACACCAUCUGUACUCCGAAUCAUUUCACAUCGUCAACUGCUAUAUGGGGAGAUCCAGAACUGAGUGUUUCUCCAAUCAUACAAUCAUCGUCCGAAUGGACAACUGUUGCUGAUGAUGAUCGCCGAACUAGACUGCACCACUUGCUGUGUCAGUUAUUUUCUGAAGCCACAGUGAUAGCUGUGAUGUCUGCGAAUCCACAAGAGAAUGAUGUGAAAAGGUUAUGUGCUCGAAUUAUCGAAAUGCAGAAAGGAUUUGAGUUAUAA